Messenger RNA from Tachysurus vachellii, 3686 nucleotides. RefSeq names its product PPFIA binding protein 2b (gene ppfibp2b). The transcript is spliced from 26 exons. Bases 155 to 3049 code for a protein of 964 amino acids. Gene Ontology annotation, molecular function: protein binding. NCBI's taxonomy places the organism in Eukaryota, Metazoa, Chordata, Actinopteri, Siluriformes, Bagridae. The record is from RefSeq and is a predicted model, not a curated record. Gene Ontology annotation, cellular component: presynaptic active zone. Gene Ontology annotation, biological process: neuromuscular junction development.
AUGCGAUCCAGCGCAACAAUAACACAAACUCAUACUCUACUGUCUACUAUUAGCUGUCGGGGUGUCUUUUUCUUUUUUUCUUUUUUUGUACACAGCUGUCAAAGUGGAGCUUUGUACCAUCAGGCUUCAGCUGAAGCGGUAGCCGUGGAGCAGCAUGGCGUCUGAUGCAAGCCACGUGUUGGAGGCUGCUUUAGAGCAAAUGGACGACAUCAUCGCAGGCUCUAAGGUGAUGGUGGAGUUCACUAACGGUCUGCCGGAUCUGGGUUCUCCAGUCAGCGUGGGUCCGCUGCAGGUGUUACAGUUAGCAGAGGAGCUGCGUUUGGCUCUGGAUCUUCAGGGUGGAGAAGGUCGGGACACUCUGCGCUCAGAGCUGCCCUGUUCCACAGCACAGACCCUGCUGGAGUGGUUAGACAAAGGCAUGGUUAACCGCCAGCCUUGUUUGAACAAUGAGACAUAUCAAGAGCGCUUGGAGAGAUUAGAGGGGGACAAAGAGUCUCUGGUUCUACAGGUGAGUGUUCUGACGGAGCAAGUGGAGGCUCAGGGAGAGAAGAUCAGAGAUCUGGAAGCUUCUCUGGAGGAACAUCACUACAAACUUAUCUCCACUGAGGAAAUGCUCCAGCAGGAGCUACUGAACCGCACCUCAUUGGAGACUCAGAAGCUGGAUUUGAUGGAUGAGGUUUCGUAUCUGAAGCUGAAGCUGGUCAGUAUGGAGGAGGAUCACAACCACACGGAUAAAGACGACAAGCAGCACAAAGCUGAGUGUGUGGUUAAUGUGAUCAGCGAGCUGCAGGCGCAGAUGCGCAAAUUCCAGCAGGAGAUCACUACACGCAUCCAGGAGCAGCGGGCUCUCGAGGGCCACCCGGAGAACACGGUUCUCGAUGUCCACGACCCGCGUUACGUUCUCGAUCGUGGUCCGGACGCUGACCUUAGCUCGUCAGAUUCAGAGGACUUUGGAGGCCACGCUUCCGGAGGAGACAACCAGGUUUUGGAGCACGAGCUGCGUGCUUUGAAGGCCAAAGUGGACGAUUUGGAGAACGAGAAAUCUCAGUAUGAGAGAAAGCUGAAAGCCACAAAGACAGAGAUCACGGAGCUUCAGCAGCUUUUGUCGUCCAAAGACGCAGAGAUCGAGAGUCUACAGAAUCAACUGCUGUCUAGAGGAAAUACCGCCAGCGACGGCAUGGAACGAGAGGAAGUGUACAGGAGGAAAUUAAAAGACAAACAUAUGGAGAUGCAGAGGCUGAAAAUUGGGAUGGAGUCACUUUUAGCUGCCAACGAUGAAAAGGAUCGUCACAUAGAGGAGCUCACAGCGCUGCUCAGCCAGUACAGGAAGUGUAAAGACAUGAUGGUGCUUUCUCAAGUGUGUGGUGAUCGCUUGCUCUGUGGCAGUAGUGAUGAGGAUCUCAGUGGGAGGUUGCGAGCACAGCCCCAUAAGGCUCACUCAGACAUCGUGAGAUCCGACCUGCAGAUGUCGUCAUCUCGAGGGACACCUCAACUUUUACUGCCGUCAAUGUGUCUACAAAAUGAGCUGGAUUCCAGCUGUCACAGUCUGCAGUCUCCUAUGGACUGCAACAGCUUGUACAGCGGACAAUGGUCGACGCUCAGGAUGUUGUCUUCCAGCCUUGAGGAGUUAAAGAGUGGAUCCAAACCCAGGAACCGGCUCAUCUCAGACAGCAGUAAGUACCAGACCCUCCCAGGGAAGUUGUCCAGACCGGAGCAAAACGGAGAGAGGGAUCGGCGCUCAUCUCCGCUCCAGUUGUCGCCUGACGAGAGUGAAGAGAGCGAGAUCAACAUCAACCUGACAAAGUCGGAGAAGGCAGACGAGUCCACGUUGUCGGAUAUAUCGCCCUUGUCUUCAGGCAUGGACUCGGGCCAGCAGUCGCCUGUUUCUCCUGAGAACAGGAAGAAUCAAAAAGGCAUCAGGAAACUGUGGGGAAAGAUCAGAAGGACGCAGUCUGGCGGUCUGCCUGCAGACGGUGUGGACGAUUUCAAGAGGGGAGGAGUGCGGUCCACAGCGGGUCCUCGGCUAGCGGGCGGGGGCAACAGAGAUUCAGCACGAGAUAUGAACAACACUCCCUUCUCAAAGUGGACAUGUGAUCAGGUGUGUGCCUGGCUGGAGGAUUAUGGGCUGGGACAUUAUGUCCCCAUGGCCAGUCAGUGGGUGAGCAGUGGACAGACUCUCCUCUCGGCUUCACCGCAUGACUUCGAAAAGGAGCUGGGAAUGAAACAUCCGCUGCACAGAAAGAAGCUACAGCUCGCCCUCCACUCCUUCACCACGCGGCAGAGUGAGAAAUCCGCAGAGCUCGACUACAUCUGGGUCACACGAUGGCUGGACGAUAUCGGUUUACCUCAGUAUAAAGACCAGUUCCACGAAGGCCGUGUGGACGGGAGGAUGCUGCGGUACCUCACUGUGAACGACCUGCUGAUUCUUAAAGUGACUAGCCAGCUACAUCACCUAAGCAUUAAAUGUGCCAUCCAUGUGCUGUACGUGAACAAGUUCAACCCUAACUGCUUGAAGAGGAGACCGGGGGAUGAGUCACAGAUGCUGACGUCACCGUCAGACGUGGUGCAGUGGUCGAAUCACCGUGUGAUGGAGUGGCUUCGCUCAGUAGAUCUAGCCGAAUACGCUCCCAACCUGAGGGGUAGCGGCGUGCACGGGGGUCUCAUCAUCCUUGAGCCGCGCUUUAACUCGGACACACUGGCGAUGCUUCUGAACAUCCCGCCCCAGAAGACCCUGCUGAGGAGACAUCUCAACACCAACUUCAACUCUCUAGUGGGAGCUCAGUCUCAGCUGGAGAAACAGGAAUACAUGGAGUCUCAGAGCUACACACCUCUCUCCACUACAGCUAAAGUCCGGCCAAAAAAAAUCGGGUUCUCCAAUUUUAGCCAGCUCCGAAAGAAGCGCCCUGACGACCCUAGCAACUACAUCUGCCCCCUGGAGGCACCGAAGGUUCUGCCGCUGCUUAGCGAUUCCCAGCAGCCCAACUCGGGCGUACAGGAGCGGGACCCUGAGAGGACGGAACAGGUGGGGCCGGUACUGGGCUCGAACUAAACUAACCACCCACCUCCCCCUGAGCUCACCACCAACUACCCUCCCAUUCACUCAUUCCCUGAUCUCCUGGGCCACACCUCCUCAGUGCCAUCAUCUAAUCCCACCAUCCUCCACUCACCGACACGACGUGUUACCGAGUGACGAAGACAGACUCACUGUGAACUCUGAGCUUUCAUAAUUGUAUGAUUUACUGCGAUGAUCAUAUCACGUCACGUCAUCAUCUUCCAUUUUAGAAUUUUGUGCUGUUUGGGGAAAACAGGAUUGAUGACCUUGUGCAAUAUUUGUACAUGUAUUUAAUAUUUAUAGUGAGGAAUUUGAACAGGAAUCAAUUUUAGGGAUCAUUUUUAUAUCUUUUCCAUAUUCAAGGGGAUAUUUUUAUAGACCAUGGAUACACCGCUUCAUAUUGCGAAGCACUUUUGUAUAUAUUUAUAAAUGGGUAAAAAAGAUGAAAUCUAUGAAAUAUAAUAAUCAAUAAACCUAAUCCAUCACUCACUAUAUGUUACGGUUGAUUUUAUUUUCCCAGAUAAGUCCUAAUUUAUAAUAAUGAAUGAAUCUCGCAAUUGUACAGUACAUUACAGUUUAUGUCAAAGUGAAUCCAGUUCAUUUAUAAAGUCCAUAAUAAAGUGCAUUAGAAACA